CCGACCACGUCAAAAAAAUUUGAAAGUUGUGUCCGCUCAUUCCAGAGAUUCAUUCGCUCGUCUUCUUCGUCUUGAAGAUUUGAAUUACAACCACAGAGACGAGUUUUCUCUACUCCGGCGAGAAAGCGGAAGAAGGAAAGAGAACGAUUCAUCUGAACAAAUCGGAAUAGCGCACAAACUAAUCCUCACUCCAGAGUAACAGAUAUACGGUUGUUCCCUUUGUAUUCAUUUUCCGACUCGGCCAUUUUUGUUGCAGUUGAUCUUUACAGGGAGUUUUCACCUCAACUUUGUUUGAGAAAUUGCAAUAUGACGAACUUUCAAAACGAUCAGCUUCUGCAAGUUGAAACAACUUGUGGGUCACUUCUAUAUGAACUCCAGACAAUAUGGGAUGAAGUGGGAGAACCAGACGAUGAGAGGGAUAAAUUGUUACUUGAGCUUGAAAAGGAGUGCUUGGAGGUGUACAGAAGAAAGGUUGAUCAAGCAAACCGUUCUCGAGCUCAAUUGCGUCAGGCUAUUGCAGAUUCUGAGGCCAAGCUAGCUUCAAUAUGUGCUUCCAUGGCAGAGCGACCUGUGCUUCUGAGACAGCAAGAUCAGAACAUUAGGAGCUUGAAGGAAGAGCUUAGAGCCAUUCAGCCUCAACUCGAAGAGAUGCAGAGGAGAAAAGAUGAGAGAGUUAGCCAAUUUCUUGACGUUUUAGAAAAGUUAGAGAAAAUUUCCAACGAGAUCGCAAGACCAAAUGAUGUUUCUAGUGGCGGUUUGGAUGAAACUGAUUUGUCCCUCAGAAAGCUUGAAGAAUUCCAUAAGCAUCUUCAGAUGCUUCAAAAAGAAAAGAAUGAUAGGCUCAAUCAGGUUAUGGAAUACACCGAAGCUCUGAAUUCCUUCUGUUCAGUGCUUGGUUUAGACUUCCAGCAUGUGCUGAAAGAUGUUCAACCUAGUGUGGAUGAUUGCGAAGUGCCAAAAGCCAUUGAUGAUGGUGCAAUUCAGAGACUUUCCAAUGCGGUGGAUAAAUUAAGAGAGAUUAAGAAGCAGAGAAUGCAAAAGCUUCAAGAUCUUGCUACUACGAUGUUGGAGCUAUGGAACCUCAUGGAUACACCAGUCGACGAGCAGCAAAUGUUUCAGAAUGUUACCUGCAAUAUUGCUGCCUCAGAAGAUGAAAUAAAUGAGCCUAAUAUUCUCUCUGAAGAUUUCAUCAAUUAUGUUGAAGCGGAGGUUCUAAGACUGGAAGAGAUGAAGGAAAGCAAGAUGAAGGAUCUUGUUCUGAAGAAGAGAACGGAGCUUGAAGAUGUAUGUAGGAAGGCACACAUGGUAGCAGAACCUGAAGCUUCUAUUGAGUAUACAGUGACUGCAAUUGAAUCAGGGGUGAUUGAUCUUGGGUUUGUACUGGAGCAACUGGAGGCCCAGAUAGCUAAAGCUAAAGAGGAAGCAUUUAGCAGGAAAGAAAUUCUGGAGAAAGUCGAUAAGUGGUUGGCUGCAUGUGAGGAAGAAAAUUGGCUUGAGGAAUACAACAGGGAUGAGAACAGGUACAAUGCUGGCAGAGGUGCACACUUGACACUAAAGAGGGCUGAAAAAGCUCGUGCAGCAGUCAACAAGCUACCAGCAAUGGUGGAAAAUUUGGCAGCUAAGACUACAUCUUGGGAGAGAGAAAGGGGCAUAGAAUUUACCUUUGACGGUGUGCGUCUUCUCUCUUUAUUGGAAGAGUAUACUAUACUAAGACAGGAGAAAGAGCAAGAACGUCGGAGGCAACGGGACCAAAAAAGACUGCAGGGGCAGCUCAUAGCAGAACAAGAAGCACUCUUUGGCUCAAAACCAAGCCCUUCAAAACAGCAAAGUGCCAGGAAAAUGCCCAGGACUUCAAUGGGAGCCGCCAACAGAAGGCUUUCACUUGGAGGUGCUAUGAUGCAGAUGCAGUCACCCUUAGUAGAGUCGAAGUCAGGACUCCACGGAAAUACUAGUUUAUCAAGGCAAACACGGAAAAUUGACUCCUUUCAUAAUCAGAAAACUGGAGAUGGUCAAGCCGCACUAUCAGCAGGACGGCGAGGAUUGGAUGUUGCUGGCCUUCCAGUAAGGAAAUAUUCCAUCUCUUCAAAUACUGAUGAAAAUGAAGUUCCAGUGCCCGCACAGAGAAUGCCAUUCUCUCCUGUAUCUUCAUUCUCUUCAAGGUCCAAUUCCGCAAAUCCUUUGGAUGAACUCAAUCAUAAUAAGCUGCAGAAUGCUUCAGUUAAAAGCAAUCUGUACACUACACCAAAUAAAAGCAGUUCUUUCACUGAUGAGGAGAACAGGACCCCGAAAGCCAUGCCGAUCCCUAUCCCUUGUACCCCACAAUCGGUAACAGUCCCAAUGCAGACUGCUGCAACGCCUGCCCCUACUGCUACUGCUGCUUCACUUGCAAGCCAAGAAACCCAGAGAGCGGCACCAGAAACAGAGCCGGAGAUAGAAUACUCAUUUGAAGAAAAACGCCUAGCUUUUCUCCUUGCUCCUGGCAACUGGGUACCAGCUUAAGGUAGUCUGUCUGAAUCAGGAGCAUUUGAUGCUGUCUGCAUCGUUAUCACGUUGGUUCUUUGCUUGUACAACAUACUUGUCAGCCAAGAUUAGUUGGCUCAGCGUUAUGGUCCAUGCACUUGCUGUGAACCAUCAUGAACAAAUUGGUUUUUUGAACAUUAUUGCUUUUAUUACACGGAAAUGUUAUGUUACCUUUGAGAAUA
Molecule: messenger RNA, 2702 nt
Organism: Nymphaea colorata (pocket water lily)
Lineage: Eukaryota; Viridiplantae; Streptophyta; Magnoliopsida; Nymphaeales; Nymphaeaceae
Product: 65-kDa microtubule-associated protein 3
Exons: 15
Coding region: 307-2499 (730 amino acids)
Biological process (GO): microtubule cytoskeleton organization
Cellular component (GO): cytoplasm; spindle
Molecular function (GO): microtubule binding
Source: RefSeq, a predicted model, not a curated record